This is a messenger RNA of Emiliania huxleyi CCMP1516, 824 nucleotides long. RefSeq lists its product as hypothetical. The transcript is spliced from 2 exons. The record is from RefSeq and is a predicted model, not a curated record. The annotation marks the transcript as partial. NCBI's taxonomy places the organism in Eukaryota, Haptophyta, Isochrysidales, Noelaerhabdaceae.
CGUCUCUGUCAUGUAUCUCGAGGCGAAGCGCGCAGGGUUCAGCCGAGGGAUGAACCUGAAGACGGAGCGGAAACGGGCGCUUAGCCAGCAAACGCGAAUCCAGGCAACAGCCCCGGAGCCUCGCGAUGCUCCGCAGAAAUCGCCAGCACCAGCACCAGCAGCACCACCACCUGUCCGGCGGAGCUCGUCAACAGGGCUUUCGGACAUCCUGGGCAGCAGCCUUUCGCUCGGCUUCACAGACUUGGAGCCCGUGCGCAGCCGGAAGCGUUCGAAGCCUGCGGGGCGGGACUUGACGGUGCGGCAGAGGCAGGGCAAGAAAUAUGGGCCGAAAGGCGGCCCAAAGACUCGGCCUUCGCAACCGCGUGCUGUCGGCGCGGUCAUGGAGAGCGUCACGGUAGGAGGGCACACGUUGCGCUGGCGCACCACAGAUCGCACGAACGCGUCGGGUCGCGGCCUCCAGUCGCACGCCCCAGCGGAUCUGCGCAGUCUGUGGCCACGCAGAAGGCGAAGUGCCGAGGAGCGGGCUGCGGAGCUCGAACCCGAGCAGAUUGCGCAGCACUGCAGCGUGCUCUUCGGCGCCGGCCAGGCCGAUCGGCUGCCUGAACCGCUGCUUGGCCUCAUACAGGAGGAGUUGCGCAGCGGCAGGCGCAGUUUGACAUCGGUCCGCUGUGUGGCCAAACCGCAAACGCGAAAGCGAGCGAGCGCCUCUGCUGAGCGGUCUCUGACGACUGACCGACAGGACGUGACAGGUGCCACGCAGGCGGUGCCAAUAAACACUGUUGUGGGUUGGCUAAUGGGGUUUACUACAUACUACGGUGAAGAUC